Molecule: messenger RNA, 531 nt
Organism: Zophobas morio
Lineage: Eukaryota; Metazoa; Arthropoda; Insecta; Coleoptera; Tenebrionidae
Exons: 2
Coding region: 98-502 (134 amino acids)
Source: RefSeq, a predicted model, not a curated record
UCGUAUUUAUUCGACGGCAGUAACUAAUACUUGUUAUUAGUAGGAGUGUUGUUGGAGGAGAAAAAUCUAUUGCUAUUACAUUGCUACGAUAGUUAAAAUGGAUACAGUGAUUCCGUCAGAUGUUCAAAACAAUGUGGACAGCGUUCCAAAUCCUCAAAGUACCCCAGAUACAACUGAUGGAUCUGAGAAACAGGACAAACGUAUUGAGGAGAAAGUAAUCGUCAAUCAACCCACUCGAUCGAACAAUAGUACAACUAUCAUUAUUAACGACGAUCCUACAGGAGUCUGUUUAAUUUGUUGCUGUUUACCCGAUCAUCAUCAUCAUCAUCAUCAUCACCAUGACAGUACGGAUGGCAGUUGCUGUACUUGUGACGGCGAUGGUGGUUGUUGCUGCUGCGACGGGGACGGUGAUUGCUGUGACUGCGAUUGUGAUUGUGACUGUGGCGACUGCGACUGUGAUUGCGGCGAUUGCGACUGUGAUUGUGGUGACUGUUUUUGUUAAUUUUAUAAGUAAAAAUAUUUUCAGACUUU